GGCCCCGCCUCCCCGUCCCGGCGGCGGCCGCACGGUGCACGGCGUGCAGCCCGGCCAGGGAGCGGCGCGGCCAGCGGUCAGUGGGCAGUGGGCAGCCGGAGCCACUGCGGAGCGCGAGCCGGACUGCGGCUCAGGACUUGCGGACCAGGACGGCGGGUGGGACAGAGCCGUAGCAGCGCCGCCCCUUCCCCAACUGAGGACGAUCUUCUAGAAUUAUUCAAGCAAGGGGACAUCCAAGCCGUGACAUAUGCCAGUGCCACCGCCCCCACCGCCGCCUUUGCCCCCACCACCUCCCCCCACCGGGGCGCCCCCACCCCCUCCGCCUUUGGCAUCUCCGGCAAGCACAGAGGCCCCCAGGCUGAAGAAGGACGUGCCCCAAGGUCGGAGUGCGCUGUUGGCAGAUAUUCAACAAGGGACGCGCUUAAGGAAAGUCACUCAGAUCAAUGACCGCAGCGCCCCUCAGAUCGAAACUUCAAAAGGAGCCAACAAAGAAAGCGCAGGUGCUCCUGGGAAUUCCCGAGGGGGUACCCCACAGGCCCUGGGAGGCCUGUUUGCAGGAGGCUUUCCUGUGCUGAGACCAGCUGGCCAGAGGGACGGCUCAGGUGGUGGCUCCCGAGCUCCGUCCCCUCGGCUUCCCACGAAGACCAUCAGCGGUCCGCUGAACCCCCCUGCUUCUCCAAGACUCGGAAAUGCAUCAGAAGCCUCGGCCCUUGGCAGAUCUGUCCCUCCCCGGCCCAAUGUGCCCGCCCCUCCUCCUCCCACCACCCCUCCCCCGCCUCCGCCCCCCCUCCCUCCAUCCGUGUCUCUCUCUGCCAUCGUCAAGCCCCCUCUCGUCUCCCCUCCGGCUCUGAUGACUAAAACGAGUGCCCAGAUAGUCGCCCCCCCGCCCCCCACCGUGGCCCCCCCACCUCCUCCCCCAACGCCCCCUCCUCCUCCUCCACCUGUGCAGGGCGAGAAGGCGGCUAAGCCUGCUAUUGGGCCGUUGCACCUGCCCCCUCCUCCGCCCCCUCUCCCUCUCGUUCCCCCCUGUGGCUUUCCUGGGCCAGUGUCAGAGGCUUCUGGCCCCAGCCCUGCCCCGCCGGACCUUCGAGAUCCCCCUCCUCCACCCCCGCCUCCCCCUCCACCCCUCCCUCUUUAUUCCUCUCCUUCCCCCAGGUCAGCCCUGUCCCCAACACCUCUGCCAGGCUCCAAUAAUAGCGGCGAUGCCGCCCCUCCGCCUCCACUCAAGUCCCCCAAGGCCAGCCUACAGUCCGUGCCCCUUCCACCCACCCCCCCAGCCUCGCAGUCCACCAUUCUGGUGCAGAAGAAAAGACCUGGCAGAGGAGCAGGUACUGGUGGCGGGAAGCUGAAUCCACCUCCAGCCCCCCCAGCAAGGUCCCCCACGACAGAGCUGUCCAGCAAAAGUCAGCAGGCCCUGGCCUGGGUGGGCACACCACAACCUGGAGCCCCUUUAAAGAAUGGAAACUUCCAUAUCACAGAUGACUUUGAGUCCAAAUUUACUUUUCAUUCGGUAGAAGACUUCCCUCCUCCCGACGAAUACAAGCCAUGCCAGAAGACGUAUCCCAGCAAGGUCCCCAAAAGUCCAGCUCCAGGUUCCUGGCUCCCGGCAGAGGCAACUGGUCGAGGCAAUGAGGACACCAAGGGUCGAAAUGCUCAGUUACCAGUGAAAACUCUACGAUAAGAAGACAGAUGAUGCAAAAGUCCCAUCAUAAUGCCUUGGUCUGUACAGCAGGAUGGAGGAUCUGCCCUAGAAUGCCAUCAGCAACCACACCAAACUCAAGUUUCUGUUUUUCAUCUGACAGAUGAGCUCAGCCACAAGCUCUUAUUUAUUUAUAAUUAGGUCAUUUGCACAGGCUUUGAAUCAGUAUUGUAACUGUCUCUUAUUUUAGCGAUUUAUUUUUGAAAUGUGCCCAGAUGUGCAGCAGCCCAUUUGUCCAAGUCAGUACAAAGAGGAGAUUUACCCCAGCCUGAUUAGUGGUAUUGGAGAGAGCAUAGCUACUCCUCUCCCUGUUCAGUAUUCAUUCCAUGACUGUAAAUAGCCACAUGGCCUGGCCCUUCUAGUGUCUUUAUAAAAAACCAUUUUUUGAAUCAUCUUUAGAGAAGUUUUAGCUAGUCCCCCUGUUCAGGAGUACAUGGCAACUCGUCAAUGACACGAUUUCAUAGUCUAAUUGCGCCAGCUAGGUAAUGAAACCAAAAAUGCCUUAUGGAAUGGAUGAACAAGCAACGUACCCACAUUACAGCAAAUUGAUGCCACCAGUCAGCGCGGAAUGACCAGGAUGUCAUGGCUCUCUACCUUUUCUCCCCCUUUCCUCUGAUUUUCAAUAUGUGGAUUUUGUUGUCUAGUGUAAAUAUGACCCUUAAUAAAAAAAGGAGAGAAGGAAUUUUGUUUCCAUAC
Molecule: messenger RNA, 2395 nt
Organism: Trichosurus vulpecula (common brushtail)
Lineage: Eukaryota; Metazoa; Chordata; Mammalia; Diprotodontia; Phalangeridae
Gene: WIPF3
Product: WAS/WASL interacting protein family member 3
Exons: 9
Coding region: 248-1681 (477 amino acids)
Molecular function (GO): actin binding
Source: RefSeq, a predicted model, not a curated record